UCAAACCCAUUAUUUUUUAACGUUUUUUCUCUUAUCACAAAUCAACAUUCUGAUAAAGUGGUCGAUGUUGUCAGUACUUCGCAAAAAUAUUGAAGACCCUUGGUUGCUUGAAUCACACUAGUUCUACACACAAAAGCACAAAAACGAAGACUUCUAUUCAAAAUGUAUACCCUCACCUGCUUGCAAGUAGCCUACGAAUUUUUAAAUCGAGAAUGGAUGUUUUUAAUUUACGGAGAACAAAAAGAAACCUGGUACAAAUAUUUAAACAACUGGAUUAAGCGAUGGUACUUGAAUAUCUUGAAUUCAAUCAAUUUCAAGAUUGAUUAUCGAUUUCCUACUCAGAAGAAUUAUCGAUUUCUGACUAUAGUAAUUAUCAUGAGCCUGGGUGCCUUUUUUGCAGCUUAUAAGAUAAUAAAAAAAUUACAAUCGCUUGAAGUGGUGAAGAAGUACGUUAUGGAAUUUCAAUGGUGGAGAAAUGAAAAUUCCAAUGAGAUGUCUCCGGCUUUUCACGAGAAUAAUAAUGAGAGUGCUGAACUAAAAGAAGAUUUUACCUUGGGGACCUCUUUAACAGCCAUCGUAAAACCCACGAUUCGAACGAGCGAAACAUGGGAAACCGUAAAAGCAAAAGACGAUGAAAGAAAUUAUGGAAAUGAAAAUAUUAGUUUAAGAUUAACCCCUUCACAAAAUUCGCUGACUUUGUCCAUGGCUGAAGAUGAUUCUGAUUCGAUUAGGAUACGAGGGAAAGUGAUCAGUACCAUGAGGAAGAUUUUUGAGAAGAAUUCGCAAAAUGACGUAAAACCACUGGUAAAAUGUUCUUCAUCACUUUACGUUGUAACUAGUAAAGAUUCUUUAAAUACAGAACUUCGUACAGAAUACAUUACUGAAAAUUCAAAAUCCCAACUUAAAGGAAAUCAGAAGAAAAGAAUGAAAAUGGCUGAUAAAACUAAUAAUAAUCUAACGUUUGCUGUUCAUGAGUCGAGUUCAGUUUUUGAAGUGGAUGAUGUAAUUUCAAGUGUAUUUGAAGAUACAAUGAGCCAUUAUCAGUGCUCGGUGUGUGCACAUCUAUCACCUGAUAUACCAACACAUCAUAGAAAUUCCUCUUGUGUCUCGGGACAUUUUGUGGAACGUUUACCCGAUCUUGAUUUAUCGCCUAUACAAAAUCUUUCACCGAAAAACAGAAGUCCUAAUCAAUCAUUAAAAAAAGAACUCUAUGAUAAAGAAGUUCAAGAAGCGGAGUCAAAAGAUACUGGACAAGGAUCCAGUGACCAAAGAUAUUUUUCAAAAUCUUUAUCAAGCAGUCCAAGACGCUCAGAAAAGUCAUUUGAAAAAUUUGUACCGUGUGUUGAUUACAAAAUAGGUUCUUUUGGUGAAAAAACAAUAAAUCGGAUGCACAGUAAAAUUCCAAGACGCAAUUCUUCUUCAGAAGAAGAAGCUACAUCUUUAACGAAAUCGGAAGCACUUGAAAUUGCAGGCUCAAAAAUUCCAGUGCCUUUGAGAAAAUGUCAAAUUAAUAAUUCUGCAGAAAUUAAACUACAUGAUACACCAAGAAAAUACUCAAUUAGAACAGAUUACAAAAAAGAAACAAAAAGAGUAAAUUAUUUUGGAUCAAAAGAAUCUGAGCAGUCGUUAGAGAAAUUUUUACAAUUGGAAAUAGCAACAGGGUGUUUAGAUCCCUUGUCGAAAAUCUAAAUUGUAUUUUAAAUUAUAUAAAUUAUUAUA
Molecule: messenger RNA, 1719 nt
Organism: Belonocnema kinseyi
Lineage: Eukaryota; Metazoa; Arthropoda; Insecta; Hymenoptera; Cynipidae
Exons: 9
Coding region: 163-1689 (508 amino acids)
Source: RefSeq, a predicted model, not a curated record